GCAGCGAGGUCCACAUUACCUUGAGGGGUUUAUCUAAAUAACACAGAGAGAGAGAGAGAGAGAGAGAAAGGAACCGGUUUCAUAGCGAUGGGAGGCCCUCCACUAAAGAUAAGAGCUCUGAACAAGUUUUGCGCCGCAGUGUUAUAACAGUGCGGAAACCAUUACCACACAGGUCAGUCUAGGAGAGCCAGAGAGCACAGGAGAGGCAGGGAAAGCAACAGAGAAAGAUCAAAGGACAGGAAACAGAGAAAGGAGGUCUGAACGAGAAAAUAUUUAAACUGUUUUGCUUUAAUAGAAAGAAAGAGAAAAUAUUCCAGGCCUUUUAUUUCCGGAGAGAACGCCUGGAAUAAAUUGAACAAUGAUCUCGGCCAUUUCCAGCCCUUGGUUAACCCAGCUCUCUCAUUUCUGCGAUGUUGCAGCGUUUACUGCCAACAGUAUUAGCAGUCUGAAUUCGUCCGGAGCGUAUCACCUCGCGCCUUCUCCCGGGGAGCCGGGUCCUUACAACCACGAAAGCCAUUACGAGGCGUGCCCGGGCGCUCAGCACAGCGGUUACGGUAGCAGCUUCAGCGGCGGCGGUGGCGGCUCUGCCCCAGCCUCAGACAGCAGCACUGACCCUUCCAACUGCUCCUCUAUCACCGCGACCAGCAGCAGCAAAGCGCCGGUCAAGAAGAACCCGAAAGUAGCGAACAUCACGGUGCAACUAGAAAUGAAAGCCCUGUGGGACGAGUUUAACCAACUCGGCACAGAGAUGAUAGUCACCAAAGCAGGGAGGAGAAUGUUCCCGACUUUUCAAGUGAAGAUUUUCGGCAUGGAUCCGAUGGCUGACUACAUGUUGCUCAUGGAUUUUGUACCCGUCGACGACAAAAGAUAUCGGUAUGCUUUUCAUAGUUCAUCUUGGCUUGUAGCUGGUAAGGCAGAUCCAGCUACUCCAGGCAGAGUGCACUAUCAUCCGGACUCCCCAGCCAAAGGCGCUCAAUGGAUGAAGCAAAUCGUCUCUUUCGACAAGCUAAAACUAACCAAUAAUUUAUUGGACGAUAACGGUCAUAUUAUAUUAAACUCGAUGCACAGAUACCAGCCGCGGUUCCACGUCGUGUAUGUCGACCCCCGGAAAGACAGUGAAAAAUAUGCCGAGGAAAACUUUAAAACAUUUCUAUUCGAGGAGACGAGAUUUACAGCGGUCACGGCCUAUCAGAACCAUCGGAUAACACAACUGAAGAUCGCCAGCAAUCCAUUUGCAAAAGGAUUCAGAGACUGCGAUCCUGAUGAUUGUUUUGUACCAUAUUUUAGGCCGAGGAAUCACAGGCCUGGGUCUUUACAGUUAAUCAGUGCUUUCGCCAGAAACAGGAACGCAGUGUCUUCACCACAACAGAACGGCAGCGAGAAAGAUGCGGACUCCAGAGGCGAAUAUGACCGGGAUUCCAACCGGACGGCCAUGCACCCGGACCACCCCCAUCAGCAGCAGCUCAUGUCGCGGGUGCUGAGCCCGGCUCUCCCCGGCGGAUUGCACCCGCUCACCCGGCCAAGCCCUCCACACGAACUGCGGCUGGAGCCUCACCCGCAGCCGCCGGACAGCCUGCACCACACCUACAAGUACCGUUCGUACCAUGAUGCUUACAUCGGUGCCAAAGCCAGGCCUACCCCUUACCCGCUGUCUGGCAUAGCGAGCCACGGCUACCAUCACAUGAACCCGACUGCAAACAUGUACCCUGCCAGUGCAGCGCCCACUAACUAUGACUAUGGGCACAGAUAACGUCAAAGACGAGAAUGGGCUAGGUACUUGUAACUUUUUAAUAAAAGGAACUACUCAUGCUGCAAACUGAAGAAGAUGCACAAAUCAAAGGGGGAAUAACCUGUCUCUUGGUUUUAAUGGAACUGUUGCCACCAUUUGCAGCUCAAGGGAGCUGCAAGUUGGUGAAACUCAAUAUUUCACUUGAAGGGUCAGUGACUGCGCGGCUGCUGUUUUGAUAGCCCACUGACCAAUCGCAGUGCAGCUGGAAGGAGGGUUUCAGUCGUGAUUGGUCGGAAGCCUGGGCAACUGCAAUUGCCGACUUGUGAUUGGUGAUAUUCUUUAUUGAUUGACGUGCGCUUCGCCAAUCGGCGGCCGCAGGCUGGUAGGUUCUGACCAAUUGGGGAAAAGGCGUGGGUGGGUGUUCCCAAGCAGGGCUGUCCCACGUGGUCGACUGGAAGGCCAGGGCGUGAGUGACUGCACUAAGGAAAAUGAAUAGGAACCUCACACUGCAACUGGAGUUUUUAUUAUGGUGUAUUUAGACGGCAGAAAAAAAAGGUGGCUAGUUGCACUUUCAGCUUUGAGAGAAGCCAUAUGUUGUUUGCGAUGGUGUCGAUGGCGACAAUUUCACAAGGGCAAAUAACCACGCAGCUAAAGGCUUAACCCGUUCCUGUGUUAUAAAAGAGUGUGCUUUGAAUGUAUCAACGGUGCCUACCGUCAUCCAGGCUACAGAGACAUUUAUUUGAUUGCGUGUUCCUACCCGGUGGCCUCGUAGACAAAUUAAGUAGACAUCACAUUCCCAGUGCAUUAAGUAUUAUGUUUUUAAACGAAAGUAAGAAAUCAUUUCAGAACUCACCAUGAAUUAUCGUUGAUAAGUUAUGCAAUGCAAGUUUAAAGCUACCUACUGAUCCCAGCAUUUGUAAUAUUUUAAUUUAAUAUAUAUGUGUAUUUCUCUCGUUUUUGUGUGCAGAUUGCAACUAAAUAUAUUUGGGAAAUGGAUGUGAGGAUGUAUUUUACAUUUAUUACUGUGCUACUGUUAAAAUACAGGCACCCGCCAUGAGACAAUCAGCCCGAUCCAGAGAUUUCAUUGCGUUACCUUCAUGUCGGAAAUUUAAAUCACUCGCAUUUCUUGUUCAGUCUGAUGUCUAGCAGAGAAUGCCCUAAUUUCUGCAUGGGUUCUGAAACAGGAAGAGAGAUGCAAAAACUAAUUGCCGAUUAGUCGGUUGCUAUUUGUGAUAUGUUGAAAUAUAUCCACACACACACAUUCACGGAUAUUACCUGUUGAAAUUAUAGUGCCAAAGUUUGGUUAUUGCUGAAUUUAACGCGGAAUGAAGUUGUUGGUAUUUAUUAUUCCUUGCAAUGUGGAUGAUUCAAAUGAUUAUAUUAAUAACAGAGGGGCUGCAUGAUAGAGUGACAGUAACCUAAGGGAUGGCAACUUUAAGGGCGGGGUAGUGUAGAUAAGUGUAGAUACUAAACAUGUAGAUACUGUAUAUUUAGAUAGUUACCGUUACUUUUUAGUGGCUGAUGAUGUUUUAACGUGAAAACGAUGUUUGUUGUAAAAUGGCUUUCAUAUUUUUUUAAAUGAACCAGCGUGUUGUAAUUUUCUAUAUAAACUGGUAACUUUAAAGGAAAA
Messenger RNA from Rhincodon typus (whale shark), 3359 nucleotides. RefSeq names its product T-box transcription factor 1 (gene tbx1). Gene Ontology annotation, biological process: regulation of transcription by RNA polymerase II; positive regulation of DNA-templated transcription; cell fate specification. The record is from RefSeq and is a predicted model, not a curated record. Gene Ontology annotation, cellular component: nucleus. Gene Ontology annotation, molecular function: RNA polymerase II cis-regulatory region sequence-specific DNA binding; DNA-binding transcription factor activity, RNA polymerase II-specific. The coding region runs from base 359 to 1750 and encodes 463 amino acids. The transcript is spliced from 7 exons. Lineage: Eukaryota; Metazoa; Chordata; Chondrichthyes; Orectolobiformes; Rhincodontidae.